Silurus meridionalis is the source of this 4614-nucleotide messenger RNA. RefSeq names its product phosphatidylinositol-4-phosphate 5-kinase, type I, alpha, a (gene pip5k1aa). The transcript is spliced from 16 exons. Gene Ontology annotation, biological process: phosphatidylinositol metabolic process. Lineage: Eukaryota; Metazoa; Chordata; Actinopteri; Siluriformes; Siluridae. Gene Ontology annotation, molecular function: phosphatidylinositol kinase activity. The record is from RefSeq and is a predicted model, not a curated record. Bases 314 to 1912 code for a protein of 532 amino acids.
UUUUAAUACGCAAAACCGCCAGGCUUUGAAGGAUGUUAUUAGAAAAGGAAAGGAAAUGGAUGCCAGUGAAAAUAUGCGUUGCAGUUCGGAGAAACACGGCGACUUACGGGUGUCAUUUUGAAAGAGAAGACGAAAAAGACUUGGAGGAGUGUGUAACAAGCAACCAAAACAACUUCACCCGGGGAAUAAAAACAUUCGGCUGCCUCGGAGGAGUCAACAAGUAAAGAGCGACCCAUCAGCAGGAGAAAACAAGAGGUUAGGCGACUUGCCAGACUUUGUAAGUGAAAGUGACUUAUGAAACUUCCUCCAGAGAAUGGCUACAGCUGGUCCAGUCUCCACCGAGGGAGGGAACCCCAGUAAUGCAGUUUCUAUGUUUUGGAGGAUGAGAUUGUUUCCUCAGAGAGGACCCGCUGGACCUCUUAGGAUGGCGUCUGUUGAAGGCCAGGCCUCUCUGAGUGCGUCACAGACAAAUAAGAGAACUAUCGGCCAUCGUGGGAUUGACCCCACCGGGGAGACUACAUACAAAAAGACAACCUCAUCUGCUCUGAAAGGUGCAAUCCAGCUGGGCAUAGCACACACAGUGGGCAGCUUGAGCCAGAAGCCAGAGAGAGAUGUUCUUAUGCAGGACUUUGAAGAAGUGGAGAGCAUUUUCUUUCCCAGCGAGGGCAGUAAUUUAACUCCUGGCCACCACCAUGGCGACUUCAGGUUUAAAACCUAUGCUCCAGUUGCCUUCCGCUACUUUAGAGAGAUGUUUGGGAUUCGGCCUGAUGACUACCUUUAUUCUCUGUGCAACGAUCCUCUGAUCGAGCUUUCAAACCCUGGGGCCAGUGGAUCUGUGUUUUAUGUCUCAAGUGAUGAUGAGUUCAUCAUUAAAACUGUCCAGCACAAGGAGGCAGAGUUCCUGCAAAAAUUACUUCCUGGAUACUUUAUGAACCUGAACCAGAACAAGCGUACCCUUCUUCCAAAGUUCUAUGGACUGUACUGCAUUCAAGCUGGAGGGAAGAACAUCCGCAUCGUAGCAAUGAACAACCUACUGCCACGCGCCGUGCCCAUGCGCCUCAAAUACGACCUGAAGGGUUCCACAUAUAAGCGUCGUGCCUCCCCUAAGGAGAGAAUGAAGAGUCUUCCUACCUAUAAAGACUUAGACUUCAUGCAGGACCUGCCCGAUGGCCUCCUACUAGAGACGGAUCACUACAACGCACUAUGCAAGACCAUCCAACGAGACUGCCUGCUGCUGCAGAGCUUCAAGAUCAUGGACUACAGUCUACUGUUGGGGAUUCACAAUGUGGACCUGGCUGAAGAAGAAGGUUCUAUGCCAGUGCAGAAGAGGAAUCAGGGCCAGAAGCCCCUCUACUGCACAACUAUGGAGGCGAUCCAAGGCGAGGUCAAGGGCAAGGCUACACCACAGUACAGUGAGAGCACGGGAGGAGUGCCAGCACAUAACUCAAAGGGGGAAAGGUUGCUGAUCUUUAUUGGUAUUAUUGACAUCCUGCAGUCUUACAGGUUGGUGAAAAAAUUGGAGCACUCCUGGAAAGCCCUGGUUCAUGAUGGGGACACAGUGUCUGUACACAGGCCUGGCUUCUAUGCAGACCGCUUCCAGAAGUUCAUGUGCAAUACAGUUUUUAGGAAAUCAUCAUUAAAAACAUCCCCUUCUAAGAAGGUGCGAGGACCAAUUGCAGGGCAACGCAAGGCGAACAGUGCAGUGGGUGGACAAAGCCAGCCUGGUCAGCUGUCACUUAUGGUAGCACAAAGUAACUCGGAACAAACUCAGUCAGACGAGGAGUCGACUCCCGUACUUGGUGACAGUGCUGUAACUCCCACCUCAGACACACCAGGAAGUGGAGAGAACGAGCCUCACCCUGACUUCUCUGCUACUCCUCUUGCAAGCGACAUGGCAGAUACAACACUCUAAAGGAACGGUGAUAUACUGCAUUAAAGAAGACAGCCAGAGGUUUUAAUGGAUGGACAGCAGCAGACAGUAAUGAGAAGGUGCAAAGAGAAAGUACUUUACACUGCAGCAAAGCACACAUAAGCUGUUAAAAGUGUUCCCUGGGUGUCCUCUGCAUCCAGGGUUGCUGCUAAAGGACAUUGUGUUAGCAAUCCCACAACCACAUGCCAAAUAUGAAUUCUUUAAAAUACUUAAGUAAAAUUAACGGUUCCUUUAUUAUUAUUUUUCCCUCUUUCCCACCCUCCUGUGUAAUGCAUGAAGAUUCACAUGGAAGGUUUUUUUAUUUUAUUAUUAUUUGAACAUGUUUAACACUGAGCUAUUAAUGGUCCCUUUUUUUAAAGCAAAUAAUUAAAAAUAUACAGAGGGUAGAAAUACAGACUGGUUUUAAAUACAAAAAAAUGGUGAGGCACAUUUGCCAACGUGACCAAUAUUUAGUCAACUCAUGAGUAAAUGUUCAGGAGAGGUGCAGUAUUAAGGGUACAGCACAAUACGGAGCUCUGGAGAGAAGGGAGUAGGGUGAAAUAUUUAAAUUCACGGUUUGUGAUCUAUGAUCUUUAUGAUGAGAGAAACUGCACACACAGAAAUAUAUGCAUUUUCAAAAGGUGUACAUACAUAAUUAGUGGUUGUAGUGAUUAUCAUAUUAUUCAGCCCUACUGCAGAACUUAUGCAAACGUGAUUAAAGCCAGAAAACUGUCAGUUGAGCUAUAGAAAUAUGAUGUCUCCUUUACAAUCCUGUAUUAUAUUGUUCCGAUUCUUGCCGGAUAAAAAGUUUACUCAACUUGCAGUAAUGGCACUUCUACUAUAAGACACAUUGCUUUGCUUGCAUUCUUCAGGUUUUUUUUUUUUUCUUCUUAUAAAUUAUUUGCAUACAUUAAUACUAUUUUCAUAGUUUCUUUAUAUUAAUUUCUCCAUGUUCAUUUCGUUCUAAAUGGGGUGGGUUUUUUUUUGUGUCUUAUGUUUCAUGCUUCCAGCGGCCUGUGCACUUGCCCUUUUAUAAAGUUGACAAAAUGCAAACAUGCUGUGUCAGGAACAUGCUUUGCACUUUACAGGUGAUCAAAACGUGUGUAAAUCUGGCAGACAGUUCUUGUUCAGUUUGGGUUACACAAGAAUUUACAGGCUUGGUGUUCUAAUUAAAUAUAGGGGUGUAACAGUACACGUAUGCGUACCAAAGUUUUUCGGUACAGGGCUUACGGAUCUGUGUUCCCUCAGGAAAAUAAGCGGUGGACCACAAGUUUGUUUAGUCUCCGCCUCACACUUUAAGCACAUUUGUUUCAUUACUUUGAUACUUCAAUACAUACACAACAAUACCAGGGGUAUAAAAAAAAUAAAAAAAUAACUAGUUAGCGCAGUGUCACUGUGGCUAACCAGAAAGUGGCUAGCAGCUAACGCUAGCACUGUGGUUUUUAGCUUUUUAUGUUUAGCUUUAAGAAUUUCUCUUUAAAAGUAGAAAAUCCUGACAAUUUCACAAAUCAACGGAGUGAAUGAAGACUAAAGUAUGCUGAAAUAAGUAGAAUUGUUAAGUAGAUCAUAUCUUGAGAAAAUAAAAUAUUAAAUGUAAAACACACACACACACACACACCUGUAUUACUCAAAUUGGGUCUUACCCAGUUUAAUCAACAUAUAUAGUUAGUUAUAAAUGACAAGCAAUUUUGUUUUGCAUUUCUUCCCUCUAACUGUACCAAAACUGAACCGAGCUGUGACUUAAAAACCAAGGUUUGUACCGAACCGUGAAUUUUGUGUACGUUACACCCCUAUUUAAUAAUAUACAUUUUUUAAAUAAGUGCACCUAUUUGUUUCAGCUUUGUUUCCCAACUAAGCCUUGUGACAUGUUUAUCUGAACGGUGCUGUCUGGAUUUUUUAUUUUUUUUAAUUGUCUAUUUUAUUGUCUCUUUCCUUAAUGUGAUGCAGCAUUUUAAUUUUGGGAUAUGUCUCGGUUUUAUUUGGACUGAAUUGGAUUUUUAAGAGCCUUUCUUGCCCAGUAUGUGGUGAUUACUGUUUUUGCACACAAAAAAUAUGCAUUCGCUCUGAAAAGUUCACAUAUUUUUACAGUGCCUUACAUAUUCAUAUUAGAUUGAUCAUAAAUUAAGAUUUAUGAACAUCAAAAUAAAAAAUGGUAUUGUAGAUUUGGAUUUCUGUCGUGGACGUGAUUUUUAGCAAAUGAUCGGAGUUUAUUGUGCUAAUGAAAACCAUUUUAGGAUACAAGCAUUGAAAAAUAAGUAUUUAUUUAUAUAUAUUUUAUUCCUUGUAAAAAAAAAAAAAAAAAAUGUAAACCCUAAUGUAAUAAGUACUUCCUGUUGGUUUAUGCAGUACAGUAAAAAAAAAAAAAAUAAAUGCUGAUCUGUUUCCUAGUUUCUAUAAAACUGCAUGUUACAGAUUUUGUUUUUAGGUGAAUCUUCAUUUUAUACUCUUGGCUGUGCUGAAAGUGCCUGACUGGGUUUAUAACAAGGUUGUUUCAUUAUUAAUAGUAUCUCCGUAUGUCUUAAAGGAAUUUGUGCAUAUCAUGUUCUUCUUUUUUUUGUAUUACUGUAUGUAUGAUUGAGAUGAGUUUUUUUAAUGAGGUGCCCAAAGCCUUACUAAGACACUUUAUACUGUUUUGUUUAUCUUUCAUUUGCCACCUUUCUGUAGCUCUUUAAAAUGAGGUCAAUAAAAGCAACUUGACAAAUCAA